This is a messenger RNA of Megalobrama amblycephala (Wuchang bream), 4930 nucleotides long. RefSeq names its product PEAK family member 3 (gene peak3). The record is from RefSeq and is a predicted model, not a curated record. Bases 2292 to 4100 code for a protein of 602 amino acids. The transcript has 5 exons. Gene Ontology annotation, cellular component: focal adhesion; actin cytoskeleton. NCBI's taxonomy places the organism in Eukaryota, Metazoa, Chordata, Actinopteri, Cypriniformes, Xenocyprididae. Gene Ontology annotation, molecular function: protein kinase activity. Gene Ontology annotation, biological process: protein phosphorylation.
UUUUCAUAAACUUUCAACCAUGUUGUUUUUAAUUGUGUUUCAAAAAUACAUCAGAUUCAUACUAUUAAUUACAGUAACUAUGGUUACCAAAUUACAUUUUCGUGAGGAUUUGUUUCUGUCAUCAGCGUCACGGAGGAGACCAGUCAGGCGGGAGAGAUCCUCAUUUGGGCAUGUUUCCGCACACGGCACCCUCGUCACAUUUACGCACGUCUGAAACAAACAGAGUGGGGCAGAUUUGAAGGGUCUGGAGGACUAUAAAUCUCUGAGGAUGCUCUUUCAGUCACAACUUUCCACAAACAGAACCAUGAAGCCACUACAGACUGAUCACAGAGGUAAGUUCGAAUGGAGGCCUUAAAUAGGGAAUGUUCCUCUUGAACAACAUGCCUUGAGCUUUUUAAAUUAAGUCUGACAACACUUUUCUUGUUGAUAUGUAUAUUUGUUAUUUUUGCUGAACGAUCCAGCGCCACCUAAAGGUCUGUUUAAUACAUUGUUUAUUUUUUUUUAAAUUUAAACAUAUCACAUCUGAACAUAAAAACUUUCAUUCAGGACAUCUUAUGCAUGCAAUUAGUGCACAUGGUAAAACUAUGUAUACUUUAACUGAAUAAACAGGUAAAUUAUUUCCCCAUUUUAUACUUUUAAGAGCAUUUCCACCAAAAAAAUCUGCACUAUUAAUACAACUACUAUAAUAAUAUAAUGAAAUAUUAGCGAUAUAUGUGGUUUUACUAAAAAGAAAAUGUUUUCAGAAUGCAUGGCAUCUAAUUUUGAAUAGACUCACUUAACUUGACAACUUUUUAUCUGGCUUUACCUUCUGGGUUGGGUUUUGGUUCCUACUAAGUUUUUAUUAGACUCUGGGAGGUUUUCGUUCCUGCUUUUGCCACUUGUAAAGCUGCUUUGUGAUACUGUGCAUUGUUAAAAGUGCUGUGUAAAAGGUGCAGUUCAACUGAACUGAGUUAUCUGAAGCUCAGUUUAACUGAACUGAAUGCAGUCUUUAUUAGGCCCAUUCCAAAAUCAGGCACACAAGGGCUUCAUCCGAAACCACAUACUCUCUCGAGUAGGUAGUUAUUUUGAAUAGGUAAUUAGUUUGUGACCGCUAAAAACGCAUGUUCUAUAUAGAAUGAAUGUGAGUAGAAUGAAUGUAAUCCAUACAUACUGCGUUUGCCAUGUUGUCAUUAUCAUGUGACCAGGGUUUGACAUUAAUACCCGCCAUUUGUUUGAAUGGGAUAGUAACGUGUCCAUUGUAUGCACACUUAAAAUCUCGCAGGAAGUAGUAGGUCAUCCGGGUACUUUUUGCCUACUCUUUUAGUCCUGUAAAUAACUUCUUUUGCCACCUACUGCAUAGUACGGAAGUAUGCGAUUUCGGAUGCAGCCUAUGGCCUUGUCCCAAAUGGCACACUUCAUAUGCACUUACAGUCUUGUGGACUUACAAUGGUGAUCGUGAAGUCCACGCGACCGUAGGGUGUCCCAUUUUUCAUUUUAGGUUUCAGAAGGGUGCUCACUUUGGGGUCGAUAUGUGCCCUCGAUGCACACUUUUGCUGAGACCGCACUGGUGCGAGCUCUGCAGCAAACUUCUUCCCGACAACCAAAGUGGCAUUAUGUCAUGAAAGUGUGGACUCGUAGGAAGACAGCGAGUGUUUAGAGUGCCAUUUGGGACAGGGCCUAUGUCUCAAGUCACUGGUUGCUUAUUAUGUAUAAAGGAACAACAGCAUCCUCUAGUGACUGAAAGAUGACAGUGUAUGAUAACAGAUCUAUCAGUGGUAUCUUGCAAAGUGUUUGUCUCCAAGCACUUUCCAACUUCAUUGUUGCGAGGAGUUUGUAACUGGUGUGCUUUAAGCUGCUUAGUUUCAUGUUCUGUAGAAAUCACACACACACAAAAAAAAAUCAAAAUUAUAAAAUAUUUGUCCAAUUUAUAAAAAUGCUCAGUAAGAUGAAAAAAAAUUAGAUUCAUGUUUGACACAAAUUUAGCUCAGUGCAUAAGCAAAGUGCAAAUAAACAUGUCAUCCCAUGCCGUGACUGUAAGAGGUACUAAUCUAGAGCGUACAAAAUCUGGUUCCUUAUUUUAAAAUGUCCUUAUUUGAAAGUACAGUGAACAGAUGUGCACAAAAUGCACUCAGCUUUUCCGCUGCCAACCUCAGAUGCUAGAUAUGCUGUGGCAAUGUCUGAGAGAGCGACAGAGAGAGUAAGUCAGAUAACUGCGUGUGUGCUAAUGCACUAGAAGAAAACUACAGGAACUAACAUUUGUAGGAGGGUGAAGCACAUUGACGGACGGUCACACUGUCACACGCUAAUCUACAAUGGAUCAAGCAACAGUCCACACUCCCCUGGGGGUGUCAGGAGGGGCAUCGCCACCUGCACUGCCCAUCAAACAGCGCAGGAGCACGUCUUCUUCGAGCUCCAUCCAUGAUCUAGAUCUGAAGGUAGGAGAUCUACUUUUGUCAGGACCACAGACCCCUGUGUCUCCAUUUGCUGAAGUGUUCACUCCUACCUACUGCAAUGCAGCCCACUGUCCAAUACAUCAUCGCUACGAAAAUCACCAGACAAGAUUCUUCUCAGAUCAAAAUCCUCCUCCAGUACCCAAAAAGAGUCUGAAGAGAACCCUAUCCCUCCCAGUGGAGGCUCUGGACCCAACUUACCCUGAUCAUACAGGAGCCUACAACUAUGAAAAUCCAUUAUACAUGAUAGCACCUUUCCAGAGCACACUUACACUACAAGAGGAAGAAGUACAAGAUGAGCUACAUCAAGGUCCGUCCUUGCACAAGGUGAACUUUGAUACACCAGAUGAGCAACUUCAAAGAGUCUUCGCAAGCUUCCAGAGUCAUGAGCAAGUUUCCAUGGGUAUUCAAGAGUGUUAUCUUCAGUUUCUCAAGAGCACAUUGCAAAACAUUGAAUCGAGCAUCUUCCCAAAUGAACAGGAAAUGGAGAUGGCAAAGACUUCUCAGCCUAAUGACUUCAUAUUGUGUGAGCAGCAAUGGCCUGAGAGGGAUGCUUUCUACUUGGUGCGCUGUUCAAAGGUUCCUGGGAGACUGUUUUCAGCAAAGGUUCACGGAGAUGAUUUGGUAUCAGAUAUAUGCAUGCCACAUCCUAACAUUGAGCAAAGAGUGGUCCAUUUCCCACACUGCACAGCUACGGAUCAAACUUCUACUUCACAGCAUGCUCAGACAACUUCAGAGCCUUCACAUGGGGACACCACUGAAGUACGCCAACAGCAAACAGUAGCUGAUCUUCUGGAGAAAGGUUUUAGUGUGACAGUGGUAAGAGACUUUCCAUUGGGAACACUAGAGGAUUUUGUUGAGGAAGGACACUCUUUGCACUCCACCCUUCCUGAAGUUUAUGAGAGGAGGCUUUGUCUUCUUGCCCUCCAGUUGGUACAAGGACUACAGCAGCUGGUACAUUUUAAAGUAGUUUACAGGAAACUGAAACCACAGAGUGUGACUUUAGUGUGGCCGCCUAUCACGAGUAAGGUGGCUGGCACUAGGGAAUACCCUAGUGAAAUGAAGAAGGUAAGGGACGUGGACACUUCCAAAUGUACACCCGGGAUCACAGUGUCCAAAGAGCAAAUACACAACGAGGGGACGAAAAGUGAGAUUUGUCAAACCUUAUGGGAAAAAUGGGGCACCCCUCGUUUGGUUCUGCAAAGCCAUUUCGAGGAUGAAGUUUUUCAAGAAGCAGCAUCCCAAGAGUUCCAGUUGGGGAAUUUGUUGAGGUACUGCCUACAUCUCACUGAAGAUUGCUCAUCUGUGUGGAAGUUGCCACAAGACACUCCCUAUGCUCCAGGUUUGCUGUGGCUGGUCACCCAGCUUACAUCUGAGAAACCCGGGCUACUAUUGGCCGAUGUGGCAGGUGUCCUCAAGGCCUUGCUUUGGGGUCCACGACAGGGACUUUUUCAGCAGAACCAACUUGAGAGCUCUGUGUUUUCUAAUUGGCUGCUACUUAAGCAAUCUCUUUUAGUCCUCAAGCUUGCAGAGAAAGGACUCUUUCAGGAUCAGUAUGGCUUGGACUGGGAAGACUAUCUCUGCCUGCAAUAUCUAUCCCUUACUGACCCCAAGACUAUGCGUAGCAUAACUGAACGCAUGGGCCUUCAUGACUUUAUUAGACCUGCUUAACAUAAAAAUAGAAACGUUAACAUUUGUCAGUUGGUAUGCCUUAGAUAUAGCUGUAGACUAAGGUAGCUAUAAAACCUAAAUGUAGUUUUUAAAACCUAAAAACAGAUCACCUUGUAGCAUAUUUGUAAUUCAUAUUCAUGUUCUGCUGUAUACUUCCUAUCAUAAAAAAAUAUGUACAGAGCCCCACACAUGACAUGCAGAAAAAAAAAAAAUAGGUAUCUUGGCCAUGAAGCAUCUGUUCCCAUCUUUUAGUUAAAUUGGGGCCACAUUUGAUUAUUUAGUUCCCUUCUUUUAGGUAAAUCUUUGAGAGACAUUAACUAAAAUUCAGGGACCAAUUCUUAAUUUGUGGCCACAAUAUUUCCCCCCCUCGCCCCCAUUUUUUCCUGGUUUUUCUUGCUAUCAAAUCAACAUGUACAACACUUGUUACAUAUUAAACUAUUUUAUCAUAUUCACGCGUGUCAGAUUAUUCCAAUGUACAGUAAAGGCCUCUCCAACAUAUGAUGUAUUAUUACAAAAUCAGCUUAUUGUUGGAAGUUGACCUUGUGGAGUUUACUUAUUAACAAUACUUGGAAAAAAAAUGAGCAUUACAAAACAUCAGGGGUUAAAAGGACAAUAAAGUGUUCUGAAAAACCCAGUGAGACAUGGUCUAAUAAUUUACAUAAUGCAUGUGGAAAUGAAAAGAGGUAGCAAAACCAAGUGAAUGGUGUAGGGUGAGCAUUUUUUAUUUUGCACACUGUAGCAAACAUGCAGACAGAUCCUAUUGAGGCCAUAACUAAAAACUCAAAUUCAUGCACACAUCAAGAAAGAAAACACAACUUGAAGCCAACGGU